AUCCGGCCUCUUUUUCGUGGCGGACCGUUGUAGGGUCGGUUUGGCAACAUGAAGCUGAACAUCUCUUUCCCCGCUACUGGCUGCCAGAAGCUGAUCGAAGUGGACGAUGAGCGCAAGCUUCGUACCUUCUACGAGAAGCGUAUGGCUACCGAGGUGGCUGCUGACCCCCUGGGAGAUGAGUGGAAGGGUUACAUGGUUCGCAUCAGCGGAGGCAACGACAAGCAGGGCUUCCCCAUGAAGCAGGGUGUGCUGACCCAUGGCCGUGUGCGCCUGCUGCUCAGCAAGGGCCACUCCUGCUACCGUCCCCGCAGGACUGGCGAGCGUAAGCGCAAGUCUGUCCGUGGUUGCAUCGUUGAUGCCAACCUCAGCGUUCUCAACUUGGUCAUCGUCAGGAAAGGUGAGAAGGAGAUUCCCGGUCUGACCGACAGCACUGUCCCUCGCCGUCUGGGUCCUAAAAGGGCCAGCAAGAUCCGCAAGCUCUUCAACCUGGCUAAGGAGGAUGAUGUGAGGCAGUAUGUUGUGAGGAGACCCCUUUCCAAAGAAGGCAAGAAGCCCAGAACUAAGGCUCCCAGGAUCCAGAGGCUGGUGACACCUCGUGUGCUGCAGCACAAGCGUCGCCGCAUUUCCCUCAAGAGACAGCGCACCCAGAAAAACAAGGAGGAGGCAUCCGAGUACGCCAAGCUGCUGGCCAAGAGGAUGAAGGAGGCCAAGGAGAAGCGCCAAGAACAGAUUGCCAAGAGGCGCCGUCUUUCUUCUCUGAGGGCAUCCACAUCCAAGUCAGAGUCCAGCCAGAAGUGAAAUCACACAGACAAAUAAAACAAUGUUUUGCUGAAAA
Limanda limanda (common dab) is the source of this 835-nucleotide messenger RNA. RefSeq names its product ribosomal protein S6 (gene rps6). Lineage: Eukaryota; Metazoa; Chordata; Actinopteri; Pleuronectiformes; Pleuronectidae. Bases 49 to 798 code for a protein of 249 amino acids. Gene Ontology annotation, cellular component: ribosome. Gene Ontology annotation, molecular function: structural constituent of ribosome. The record is from RefSeq and is a predicted model, not a curated record. Gene Ontology annotation, biological process: translation. The transcript is spliced from 6 exons.